Aspergillus ibericus CBS 121593 is the source of this 3685-nucleotide messenger RNA. RefSeq names its product SUMO protease ULP1. Gene Ontology annotation, biological process: protein desumoylation. Gene Ontology annotation, molecular function: deSUMOylase activity. The coding region runs from base 125 to 3685 and encodes 1186 amino acids. Gene Ontology annotation, cellular component: nucleus. The record is from RefSeq and is a predicted model, not a curated record. The transcript has 2 exons. NCBI's taxonomy places the organism in Eukaryota, Fungi, Ascomycota, Eurotiomycetes, Eurotiales, Aspergillaceae.
CACUUUCUCCCCUCCAUUGCGCCUGCCUCCCCCCUCGUCCCCCGCCCCCGCUCGCGCCUUCCCAUGGAGCUUCAAUUCACUGCGGCGACCAGCGCGAUCUUCACCAGCACCAUGGCAGCCGCCCAUGGCCUUCAGUGAAUGCCUUUGUUUUGAUUUCACCUUCCCUUUCGCCCACCCCGUCGCCAGUCUUCUCAUCUUUCCCUUCCUUCUCUUCCCCCUCCUCUUUCUCCUCUUUCUCACCACCCAUCGUUCCCCCGUUUCCGUCGAGCUUCACAGCAGCUUCUGCGAAUACUCGUCGUCAGCGAUCGAACUCGUUUCAAGUCUUUACUACAAAGCGCUUUUCUACCAAUCUUCUUUAUCCAACAUGUCUGGCGUCGUUUCGACACAGCAACCCAGCAUGGAGGACCUCAAAUUGCAGGACCAUUCUAGCCACACCCAGUCCGCGCAGAACCCCGGUUCUCCCCCCUAUCAACUCCGCUCAGUCAAGCUCUCGGGCAAGCCAAUUGCGAUGAGAGUUGACGGACAUGACAACAAUGUCAAAUCGUCCAUUCCCCUCCGUACUCCCUCCAUCCGACCUGACCACCGAUUCUCCCCGAAAUCUCGCACCUCGACCUCUAGCGGCACGGAUGGCCAGCCCUCGAGCUAUCGCCUCCCGCGACCUGAAACUAAAUACGUCUCGCAGUCGGUGUUUUAUACAAACAACCUGGGUACCGGUAGCUUUCGAUCUGCCGGCUUUGACCGCAGCACAUGGUCUCUGAACAACAGACCCCUCACUGGCCCGUCGCGCGGUGGAUACGCUACUGGUGCGAACAGUCUUCUGGGAGGCAAGUCUACCACAGACAUGAACCUUUUCCGUACCACUUCGAGCUUUGUGCAUUUCCCCCUUCACUCCAACCUUCCUCGCAAGUCGAUUCCAGAUGCGAAACCGUCCCGUACAACUUCUAGCCUCACGAGAAUCUCGAAGAACUCUACUCUUCCACGCAAGAGAUCUUUGGAGGAUGAUGACAGUGCUUCUGCUCAACGCACUAUCCCGCAGAUUGACAAAGCCGUCGUUGCAAAAUUUCGUCGUAUGAAGCCAGGCAGCUUCGCACGUGUUGCUAGCACUGCUGAGAGUGAUCUCCCUCCAGGAUCCCCUAUGGAUAUUGACACACCUGAGCACAAAGAUCCCCAGCCAAAUGUUCAUACAUCUUUUGGUGUGAUUGAACCAGACAGUCCCAUUUCUCAUAAGUCGUGUCCUAUGGACGACAUGGAAGGCACUCGUGAUUAUCCGAGCAGCUCUUCCCCCUACCUUAUGCCCGGUACAUGGCCAGGCUCAGUACCGCCUCAUGAUUCUUUCAUUGUCACCGCUCAUGCAGGGAGCCCAAAUAUCGUAUCGAUGUCCGGUGCAUUGAUGCUACCCGUCAACAAGCAAUUAACCGAUGUUGAAGACCUGAUGGCCAUUGAUCCUGCUAUUCAAGAGCCUCCCUCGCCUUGGAACGCCUACUGGACAAUGUGGCAAUAUAAUUUCCGGAGAGUUUUCACUACUGUUCCGACCGGAUUCACUCAAACUGUCUCUCGUGUGGUCAGGACUGCCGUUACUGUUGUUGGCGACGCCAAACGACGCAUGUGCGAGGUUUGGCGUCAGCGCCGCCUUCAGCCUGGACAUCGCCAACCAUCUUCUCCACGUGGAUCUCCUACGCGUGCGAACCUCCGUAGUCUGUCUCCCGAACAGCAGCAGCGUGUGAGACGCGACCAGAGGCUAAGAUCCCGAGGAAACAGUCCACCCCCUCAUUUCCCUUUCCCUGAUUUAUCCCACAUCCCCGAUUUUCCUACCAAGUCCUCAUCUGCUACCGAACAUCAUAAACAGUCAAAUGAGCUCGCUAUUAAGGAGCCCCGUGACUCCGUGACUUCGAAGCCAAGGGCUUCUGCAUCGUCAAAGAAAAACCGAGCGUCCAAGCGACGUGACCAUCCCGCUCAGCAAGAAAAGUCGUCCAAGGCUCCACGGUCCCCUACCAAACAGUCGAGACCCAAAGAGGCUGGACCUGUUGGUAUUCGCAAGCGGUUGCCUUCGCCUAGUAAACGUGCCGAGCGUGCCAAGCGUGCGAGAGAAAAUUCUCUCGUGUGGAGAGCGCUCUUGUCUGGCGACAAAGAAAAGAUUAAGAAGGUCGGCGACGAAUUGAUUGCAUCGCGUGAACGUGAAGCUUCCGGCCAGAGUCAGCAGCCGAAUGAACCUUUUAUUCUCAAUACCAACAAUGAAUCAAAUGAAUCGACAAAGUUGAUACAGCUUGCGAAUCUCAAGUCUCGUUCCCCUACCGCAGCUGAUCAGAUUGAAACGAAGAAAUCUAUCGAACUGAACGAGCAUACCACCUUGAAAGUGCCAUCGCCUAUUGCAAUUGAUAACGAACCGAAGAAGUACCUGAAACCGAAGAAGAUCUUGAAAUCGAAGGAUACCAAUGCCACGACCCGAGCGGAUAUUGAAGAUGAUAACGAAUUGAAGAGUCCCCGUCAGACGACUGACGCCUUGCCGCGCAGCGUCCCGAAGAAGCCGAAGUUCAAGCGCAAUGUUCGCUUCCGCGAGCCUGUGGUGGCCGAGUACAUUGACGAUACACGAGACUGGAGUGAGCUGGAACCUGACUUGGCACCCCAUCUCAACGAAGCGCUUGAUCUCGAAGAAACCCCUACCAACAAAAUCUCGGCUAUCGAAACGAAACCCGAUCAGAAAGAAAACGUGCCGCCCACGUCCGGGCUUGAUGCCAUCAACGAGCCCAGUCUUGACCCUUGGUCUCAGCCAUUCGAAUACCCCCUGGGAAGACCGGUUUCGGCUGUCCGUCUAUUCUAUCCUGUCCAGCAACCCAUUCCCGACGGCCGAACCGAGUCUGUAUAUGCCGCGCGUUGGAAAGAAAUCGAAGAGGAACAGAAGAAAAAGGAGCUCCCAGCUCGGGUCAAACCUGAUGGUCCAGCCGUACGGCCCCUCUCUUCUGAAUGGGAGGCUCGCAUUAAAAACUUGGAAAAUAGGAGCGUACCCGUCGCAAGAAAGGUCGCCACUACCCUCUCCGGUGACCCAUUGACGAAGAAAGACCUCGCGACGUGCUACACUCGGGGCGAGUGGUUGAACGACGAGAUCAUCAACUCGUACCUGGCGCUCAUCGUCGACUAUUUGCGCCGCACAAACCACAACGCGGGGCGUCAUGACAAACCCCGCUUCCACGCGUUCAACUCGUUCUUCUUUUCAAACCUCCGCGACAAGGGGUACGAGUCGGUGGCCCGGUGGGCGAAGCGGGCGAAGAUCGGGGGGCCACUCCUCCUCGACGUAGACACGGUCUACAUCCCGGUCCACAACAGCCAGCAUUGGACGCUGGUUGUUGUGCGACCGGGGGAGCGCUCAAUCGAGCACUUCGAUUCGCUGGGGGCCCUGUCUCGCCGCCACGUUGCGGUGGUCAAAACUUGGCUCCGCGGCGAGCUGGGCCCCCAGUAUGUCGAGGAGGAGUGGCGGGUGUUGCCGUCCCGGUCCCCCCAGCAAGACAACGGUUCGGACUGCGGGGUCUUUCUCCUCUCCACCGCCAAGGCAGUGGCCAUCGGCCUUGAGCCACUGUCUUACGGUGCGGCAGACACUCCUUUGCUGCGCCGUAAGAUAGUGGCCGAGCUGAUGGCCGGCGGUUUGGAGGGGGAGUUUGACCCCGCCCAGGGCGGACAAGUCUUGCUGUGA